AUGAAGGCUCUCCUUAUCCUGGGGUUUCUCUUCCUUUCGGUCUCUGUUCAGGGCAAGGUCUAUGAAAGAUGCGAGUUGGCCAGAACUAUGAAACGGCUUGGAAUGGAUGGCUACAGGGGGAUUAGCUUGGCGAACUGGAUGUGUUUGGCCAAAUGGGAGAGUGGUUACAACACCCGAGCUACCAACUACAAUGCUGGAGACAGAAGCACCGAUUAUGGAAUUUUUCAGAUCAAUAGCCGUUACUGGUGUAAUGAUGGCAAAACUCCAAGAGCAGUCAAUGCGUGUGGCAUAUCUUGCAGCGUUUUACUGCGAGAUGAUAUCACUCAAGCUGUGACAUGUGCGAAGAGAGUUGUCAGGGAUCCACAAGGCAUUAGAGCAUGGGUGGCAUGGAGAAACCGUUGUCAGAACAGAGAUGUUUCUCAAUACACUCGAGGUUGCGGAGUUUAA
Molecule: messenger RNA, 447 nt
Organism: Chrysochloris asiatica (Cape golden mole)
Lineage: Eukaryota; Metazoa; Chordata; Mammalia; Afrosoricida; Chrysochloridae
Gene: LYZ
Product: lysozyme
Exons: 4
Coding region: 1-447 (148 amino acids)
Biological process (GO): defense response to Gram-negative bacterium; defense response to Gram-positive bacterium
Molecular function (GO): lysozyme activity
Source: RefSeq, a predicted model, not a curated record